Molecule: messenger RNA, 1215 nt
Organism: Carya illinoinensis
Lineage: Eukaryota; Viridiplantae; Streptophyta; Magnoliopsida; Fagales; Juglandaceae
Product: probable methyltransferase At1g27930
Exons: 1
Coding region: 255-1115 (286 amino acids)
Biological process (GO): xylan biosynthetic process
Source: RefSeq, a predicted model, not a curated record
CAGUUGUAGACGUUUCCGAAUUCCGACCCCAUACACAGGGAUAGAGACAUGUCCGGAAAUGAGGACAUUUAAGUCAAAGUACGAGAUAAAUUAGGGGAACUGCCCACGUGUCAUUCCACUGACAAUUAUUUCUCGCUACGCUGCCAUGGCAAAGUAAGAAGGUAAAGUACCUCCCCGUCGGUACUUCGAUCCUUAUAUAUAAAAAAAUCGAAGCCCCCAGGCCCCAGUACUCUCAUUUCUUAUCGACGAGAGACAUGAAGAAUAAUCAUCGCCGUUACGUUCCCGAGAAGUCACGUCUCCUCGCGUUUCUUACGGCCGGAUCCAUCACCGCCGCACUGAUCGUAAUCGGCUUGAGCCGUACGUCCAAUAACACAACCUCCUUGCUCUGCUCCAUGACCGCUACGCGCGUCCCCACAGAGGAUUCCAACCAUAUCGCCACGACGCCGACCCAGCUCCUCGCCGUCCUCCACUACGCCACUUCUCGCGUGGUCCCGCAGCAGUCGUUCGCCGAGAUCAAAAUCUCCUUCGACGUGCUCCAGUCCCUCGCGCCCUGCAACUUCCUCGUCUUCGGCCUCGGCCACGACUCGCUCAUGUGGGACUCGCUCAACCCGCGUGGCAACACGCUGUUCCUCGAAGAGGACCCCAAGUGGGUCCAGACCGUUCUCAAAAGCGCCCCGGUUUUACGCGCCUCCACUGUCCGCUACAGCACGAAACUAUCCGAGGCCGACGACCUCCUAUCCACGUACAAAUCAGAGCCCGACUGUUCCCCCGCCAGCGCGCGCCUCCACGACACGAGUUGCAGGUUAGCUCUAACGAUGCUACCGGAAGAGGUGUACGAGAAGGAGUGGGACUUGAUAAUGAUAGACGCGCCAAGAGGGUAUUUCCCAGAGGCGCCGGGGAGGAUGGCGGCGAUUUACUCGGCAGCGGUGAUGGCGCGUGCUCGAACUCGGCCUGGGGUGACGCACGUGUUCCUACACGACGUGAAUAGGAAGGUGGAGAAGGUAUAUGCAAGGGAGUUCUUGUGCAUGAAGUAUAAGGUCAACGGCGUGGGGAGGCUCUGGCACUUUGAGAUCCCUCCGUCUUCUAACAUGACCGAUUUUAGCAGGUUUUGCUGACCAUCAAACGAACCACAUUUUUUUUUUCAUUUAAAUUCUUACAGUUAUUAAAAUAUAUACUGUGUAUGUUUGGGAGUGAAUAAUAUUAUUUAUUGAUUAA